AUGGUCCACGGACUUCCUCGUCACUCACAGAGCCAAGGAAGUGUCGAAAGAGCAAACGCAGAUAUUGAGGAUAUUCUGUAUGAAACAAUCACAAUUGACAUGUCCUUGGAUAACGAUCGUGAUGCAGAAACAUACGAUGUCUGUGCGUUAGAUAAGCUCGAAGACUCUAUAGUCAAAGAAAGAGUCGAAGCGCAUGCUGCACAAAAACAACAGGCAAAGAAAAUGCUGGAAUCAUCAGAACAAAGAUUUGCACCUUUGCACAUUGGGAGCAAUCAGCCAUUGGUGAAGCAUCAGUUCAUGGAAAAAAAGGACACAAACGUUGUCUAUGUACCGGAGGAUGCUCAACAAAUCGAUGUGCCUGCAACAAAAAUGGUAUUCUUUGCAACUCCCGAUGUCACCACAGUC
Molecule: messenger RNA, 405 nt
Organism: Mesorhabditis belari
Lineage: Eukaryota; Metazoa; Nematoda; Chromadorea; Rhabditida; Rhabditidae
Source: the annotation of a GenBank genome assembly